Molecule: messenger RNA, 1356 nt
Organism: Brassica napus (rape)
Lineage: Eukaryota; Viridiplantae; Streptophyta; Magnoliopsida; Brassicales; Brassicaceae
Exons: 2
Coding region: 1-1356 (451 amino acids)
Source: RefSeq, a predicted model, not a curated record
AUGGCCAAGAUUAACCAAGCAACCAUGGAGGACAUUGGAGAAAAGGGAAGGCCACCGGGAGACCCUCCUGAUGCACCAAGCUCUUGGGUAAAAAAGGUUAUAGGGUGUAACGAGGGGGGGAUGCCUGUUCCAGAAGAAGUUGUGGAUGAAGAGUUUGUGGAGUCGAGACUGACAUUAGAGUUCCCGAAUGGAGAGGAUGGAGAGCCAGUGAUAACGAUAGGGGAAGAGGUACUGACGGCUAUGAAUAGCUUGUGGAAGAGAUGCAUGAUUGUUAGGGUUUUGGGAAGGAAUGUCUCACUUCUGAAUCUGACUCGCAAACUGAAGGAGUUGUGGAAACCUAAUGGAUCGAUGUUUGUCAUGGACCUACCAAGGAAUUUUUUCAUGGUGCGUUUCGAGUCGGAGGAGGAGUACAUGAAUGCACUGUCGGGGGGGCCAUGGAGGGCUUUUGGUAGCUGCCUUGUGGUACAAGCAUGGAAUCCAGAUUUCGAUCCGUUGAGAGAUGAGAUAGUCACAACGCCGGUGUGGGUUCGAUUGUCGCAUAUCCCAGUUAAUCUUUACCAUAAGACCAUACUGAUGGGUAUAGCCAAGGGAUUAGGGCGACCGAUAAAGGUUGACCUGACAACUCUGAAGUUUGAGAGAGCUAGAUUUGCGAAAAUCUGCGUGGAGGUAAAUAUCAACAAGCCGUUAAAAGGGACAGUGGUGAUUAAUGGCGAGAGUGUUGAGAGAGCUCUAGCUACUGCGUCUACCCCAGUAACAAAACCGCAUGAGAUUACGGGAGAUAGGGGGAUGGUAACUGAAUUUACCCAAGUGAGACCAGCGAGGAGAAGACCAGAGCAACAGAAUGGAGGAGGAGGCUCUAUGCGAAAUAAUGAGGGAAGAGAUAUGAGGGGAGCUAAAAUAAUAGCGGGGAGUAGAGUAAGGGAAGCACGCAAUGGGAGUGCGGUGGAGAUAAUAAAGGUGUCAAACAGAUUUGGAGGAUUAGGUGAAGAGGGGGAGACAGAGAAACUAGAAGAGGAGGUUGGAAGAGAUGGCGCGAAUAAAGAGAAUGAGAAUACCAUAAACCUAAGCUUAAGAGGUUCAAGUAGAAUGUUUGGGAAGGAUGUGUCGUUUGCAGCGAAGGAAGGGAAUGAUAAGCACAUGUCAAUCAAAGUUGGGCAAAAAGAUAAGAAGGCCGGGAAUUUACGAGGCCCAAAUCCAUUUAAGUUUAAAUCAAGAAAUGUUGGGCCUACACGAGGUCUGGUAUUUGGCCCAACGAGGGGCGAAAUUGGACUGUCGAUGAGUGGAAAGAGGUUGCGGGUUGAAAACGAGUGUGUUGGCCGGCCAGGUGGUGCCUUCGCUGGUGUUGGGGAAAUCUGA